This is a messenger RNA of Tauraco erythrolophus (red-crested turaco), 292 nucleotides long. The record is from RefSeq and is a predicted model, not a curated record. NCBI's taxonomy places the organism in Eukaryota, Metazoa, Chordata, Aves, Musophagiformes, Musophagidae.
UCACCCACCUGAUGAAGCGUAUUCAGAGGGGACCCGUGCGAGGUAUCUCCAUCAAACUGCAGGAGGAGGAGAGGGAGAGGAGGGACAACUACGUCCCCGAGGUCUCUGCCCUGGACCAGGAGAUCAUUGAAGUGGACCCGGACACCAAGGAAAUGCUGAAGCUCCUGGACUUCGGCAGCCUGUCCAACCUGCAGGUGACGCAGCCCACGGUGGGGAUGAACUUCAAAACGCCCCGAGGUGCCCUCUGAGUCGGGCGCUGUGUGUCACUUUUCCAAUAAACGUGGGGAAACCA